This is a messenger RNA of Coturnix japonica (Japanese quail), 2466 nucleotides long. It is a transcript of the gene PLAU, whose product is annotated as plasminogen activator, urokinase. Gene Ontology annotation, biological process: plasminogen activation; regulation of cell adhesion mediated by integrin. Gene Ontology annotation, molecular function: serine-type endopeptidase activity. The record is from RefSeq and is a predicted model, not a curated record. Lineage: Eukaryota; Metazoa; Chordata; Aves; Galliformes; Phasianidae.
GGGGCGGCGCUGCGGAACGCCUGGGGGCGGGCGGGCAGCGGCUGAGGAACCGCCCCGGCCGGGCCUUUAUAGAGCCCGUCCCGCACCGCUGCUGCAGCUGCACCGUGCUCGGCUCAGCCGCUUCAAUCGAAUCGAACGAAAACUAACACGAGGAACAAAGUGAGAACUUAACUGUCAACAUGAAGUUACUCAUCUUUCUCACAAUAACUCUCUGCACGCUGGUCAUGGGACUAGAUUCAGUUUACCUCAGGCAGUACUACAAGUUACCACAUAAACACAGAUCCCAACAUAGAGAAUGCCACUGUCUGAAUGGUGGAACCUGCAUUACCUAUCGCUUCUUCAGCCAAAUUAAACGUUGCCUGUGCCCAGAAGGAUACAGUGGGCUUCACUGUGAAAUAGACACUGACAGCAUGUGCUACAGUGGGAAUGGGGAGACAUACAGAGGAAUGGCAGCAGAUCCAGGUUGUCUAUAUUGGGACCUUCCUUCAGUAAUCAGGAUGGGCGACUACCAUGCUGAUUUGAAGAAUGCUCUGGAUCUUGGACUGGGCAAACACAACUACUGCAGAAACCCAAAUGGAAGGAGCAGGCCCUGGUGCUACACCAAAAGAUACGGAUACUCCAUUCGAGAAACACCUUGCAACACUAUAGAGAAGUGUGGGCACACAUGUGGCCAAAGAAGCUUCAGCAAGUACUUCAAGAUUGUUGGUGGAAGCCAGGCUGAUGUUGAGACUCAGCCUUGGAUAGCUGGCAUCUUCCAAAACAUGAUGGGCACGGACCAGUUUCUGUGCGGUGGCAGCCUCAUUGACCCUUGCUGGGUGCUUACAGCAGCACACUGCUUCUAUGAUCCGACAAAAAGGCAACCGAAUAAGUCAGUCUACAAAGUCUUGCUUGGAAAGUCUGUACUGAAUGCUACUGAUGGACAUGAGCAAGAGUUCAUGGUGGAUGAAAUAAUCUCUCAUCCUGACUUUACAGAUUACACAGGAGGCAAUGAUAAUGAUAUUGCUUUGGUAAGAAUAAGAACAGCUUCUGGACAGUGUGCAGUAGAAACCAACUAUGUCAGAACAGUCUGCUUGCCAGAGAAGAACCUUGACCUGCACGACAAUACCCGGUGUGAAAUAGCUGGCUAUGGAAAACAGAAUUCUUACGAUAUUUACUAUGCUCAAAGGCUGAUGUCAGCCACUGUAAACUUGAUAUCACAGGACGCUUGCAAAUAUAAAUACUAUGACAGUAUCAGAGUUACUGACAACAUGGUCUGUGCUGGAGACCCGGCGUGGGAAACAGAUGCAUGCAAGGGAGAUUCUGGCGGCCCCAUGGUCUGUGAGCACAAUGGCAGGAUGACACUUUAUGGGAUUGUCAGCUGGGGAGAUGGCUGUGCGAAGAAAAACAAGCCUGGCGUUUACACCAGAGUUACUCGCUACCUUAACUGGAUCAACUCAAAUAUGAAUGCAGUGGUUACCAAAAGUCGCUCUUUCCCUGAACCAAAGUGACUGUUUGUGUACUUCUGGACUUAAAUGACAGUAAGACUGUGGUGAUGCCAGGGCACCAAAGCCCUGAACGUCAGAGUUCUUGCUUUUAACUGAUCACAUAGAUUGCCACUACAGUGUUUCUGAUGCAGAAGUUGAUACUAUCUCACUACUCUUAAUUACUGAAAACCACUCAAUGGGAAACUAAAAUAUUUAACAUUUAAAUGAGUAUUCCCAUGCACAAUACUGUACACAUCAAGUUAACUGUCCACUUCAUUUACAAACUGGCAUUUGUUCUGGAGCUUUUGGUGAAGCUUUAAGUUAUUUUACUUGUGCAUUUUGCAUACAGCAUCUAACAUCUUUUCCCAUCACUCCAAACAAUGUGGAAUGAUAGAAACCUGACCUGUGAAGACCAGUACUGGGAAUGUGAACAGGCUUUGCCUCAGAAUGUGCAAGAAACUGCAUCAGUGUUGAUUAUCAUUAAUGUGUGAAGAAGGACUGAAGCAGAACUUGGUAUACAGGACUUGUUCCCGUAGACCCAAAGAAUACUAAAAUCUUUGUGAUGGCAACUACAGCUGUGUUAGAAUUAAAAACUCUUGUGGUAUUCCACCAAAGAACUGCACUAAAGAGGGAAAACAAAUAAUGUGACUACACUUCCAGGUCCCAUCCAAAGGAGCCUGGGUUCCCUUAGAAGUCUGAUGGUACCACUUUUCUAUAUUACCUAUGCAACACAGAGAAGAGCUAAGGAUUCAGCACACACUGAGUGUUGAAAGCCAGAACCUUAUUUCCAUUCAUCUAACUGAUAUGAUAUGGAAACUGCUUCCCCCCCCCCAAGACUUUCACUGAUUUUAUUUUUAAACUUGUUUUUUUUUUUUUUUUUCUUUUUUUAUAGAUGGAAUUAUUUGCAUGAGGGCUGGAACCUCAUCUUAUUUAAUUUUUACUAUGUUUAACUUAUUAUUUGUAUUAUAUAUGUAAAACUAUCAAUAAAACUAUUAUUCUUACA